CGUCAAUAGUGAAGGACGCCACUCAAAACAUCAUCAAGAUGGCUUGGUUUCACUCUUUUUUCGCUAUAUGUUAUGCCAUCCUUUUCAUCUUCUUUGUGGUUCCUGCUUCAGGCAUACCAGAAGUCACCGAGCCAUACCCUGGUCACGUGGUUGGCAUUGAAGGAGAAAACAUCAGCAUUACCUGUGUAUUAAUCGACUUGGAAAACGACACUACCCAUGACAACGUUACUAAGAUAGAGUUUUACAAAAUCACAAGCAGAUUUGGAGACAAGAGACGAAUUGUUAACGAUGGCAAAUACUCCUAUGACCACAAGACGGACUAUUUUAGAGGCGUUCCAAGAUGGAAUGGAACCUUGAUCAUCAAUAACAUUACCAGUCACGAAGCAGGCCAAUAUGAAUGUCACGUGAAUGACACAUAUGCAAGAUACGGAUUUGGUAUCAGCUAUAUUGAAAAGAAAGAUCUUCCAGAGAUUAAAUUAUCCGAAGAUAAAGAAGUGGAUUUCAACACGCCAGUGAAUCUGUCGUGUAACUUAGUCAAAAAAGGGAAGAAGUUCAGUGUUAAGUUGGUCGAAAUCGCUUGGUUCAAGGGAAAUGACAAGCGCGAAGAGGUUAAAAAUCUUGCUGAAAAUGAAAAGUUAUUGCCGAAUCUUACUCUGAAUAUGGAAAAACCCGAGGAUGCUGGCACUUACAAAUGCCAACUCACUUCAAUUCUUCGACUUCAAAGGGAAUAUAUAACCACUGGUAAAAUCCAAGUUAAAGUGAUACCAGCGUUCCCGAGAAAUCAAAUGCUUCUUGGCGAUGACAAUGAAAUCAUUAAGACCGAGAGUGAAUCUGCUACAAUGAACUGCGGGGCCAAAGGCAAUCCAAUACAGAUUAUCUGGCAGAAGCAUGGACGCUCAGAAACCACAAGGACAAGCUUAACCCAAACAACCAACUCUUCAAAGUACAUUUUUGAUUCAACCACUAACUACGAAGGAUUCAAGUUAGAAAUCCAUGAUCUCGACUAUGAUGACCGUGGUGAAUAUUACUGCUGUAUCAAAUAUAACGCUAGUCUCGAGAAAUGCCAAGAGUUUACUCUUAGGGUUAAAGAUCCCCUUGGUUGGUUAUGGCCGCUGAUUGGAAUAAUAUGUGAAGCUAUUCUCAUCAUCCUUAUUCUACUGAUUGCCGCCAAAUUCAAAGCAAAAAAAGAAAAAACCUACAGAUCUGACGCCAACACAGAACUUAGCUACACAAUCUCUAAUGAAGGAAGCAAAGGACACAUCCGCUUACGUAAUACUGGAGCCACGACAAAUUAGAAAUACAGUACAGUACCGAUCCUUGAGGAGUGUUAAAAUCCUUCUUACCGGGUACCACUGGGGCAUUUAGCUGCAUUCAAUACCUCGGGGUCAAUGGGGACUGAUGGGUUGGUGUAAUAGGAUAUGUAACUUCCCUUCCUAAUAGGUUAAAACUGGCUUUUGAAACACAAACAGAAUACAACGAGCCAGUAAGUCGUAUUUUUUUAAUGCUUCAUAUUGAUAAGCGCAUUAGUUUAACCGUUAUAUCACACCUAUUUCAAAAAAUGUUGUCGGUCGGAGAUCUGAAAUGGGCGAUCUAAGCGAUCUUAAUUGUGCUUUAAUUUCUUCUGGUGAAAAUACGAAAAAUCAGAACUCAAAGGUCAUGCUUCAUUUUCCAAUCUAAAACGAAACUGUGUUGUUCAGCAUCGAAUUUAUUACAUUUUCAAAUAGAUUUCCGACCGACAACGAUCAGGUAUGUAUUGCCUAUAGUCGGUUUUCAUUGUUGAAAUAAUAAUUUUCCCAAAUCUGAAUGAUCUUAAAUUAGAUACUCACGUAUUCUAUUCGUACUUGAAUCAGGUGCUGUAGACCACGAAGGUAACCUUUGAUCGGUUAUAGGCUCUCCUGAAAUAUGACAAUCAAAUAAGCCUUUUGAUAUAUACACAUAAGCAGUAUAUUAUACACCACAGCGGUAAUGAAUAUUGCACACGUUUACGUCGUUGUUAACAUAGCAGGCUAUUAGUUAAUUCGACCGCGUAAAAAUAUAUCAUCAAAGUUGAAUGUUUGGGUUCAUAAUUUCCGCGGGAUACCGUAAAACUCUAGAUAAAUCAGUAAAUGUCAUAAUUACACAAGAUUUCCUCUUCAUGCAAGUAAACAAGUAUCUGAGCUUUUGUACUAUAGACGAUACAAGACUUGCAGAAACAAAGAAAGGAUAGUACUUUUUGUUUUGUAAAAAAAAUAUAAAUAAAUGUACCUCACUAAA
Molecule: messenger RNA, 2253 nt
Organism: Actinia tenebrosa (Australian red waratah sea anemone)
Lineage: Eukaryota; Metazoa; Cnidaria; Anthozoa; Actiniaria; Actiniidae
Product: hemicentin-2
Biological process (GO): cell-cell adhesion
Cellular component (GO): plasma membrane; cell-cell junction
Molecular function (GO): cell adhesion molecule binding
Source: RefSeq, a predicted model, not a curated record